Molecule: messenger RNA, 2559 nt
Organism: Balearica regulorum gibbericeps (East African grey crowned-crane)
Lineage: Eukaryota; Metazoa; Chordata; Aves; Gruiformes; Gruidae
Source: RefSeq, a predicted model, not a curated record
AUGUCCCUAGGCAGGACAGUCAGUGCCGUAGGUGGUGCUUGUUCUUGCUCAGGGCUUGACAGAAGGAUAACUGCUCCUCUGAAGGAUCGGAGUAUUCGUUAUAGUUUGGAUGUUAGUGUGGAUGAAGUGAAAGCCUUAGCAUCUCUAAUGACAUACAAAUGUGCUGUGGUUGAUGUGCCAUUUGGUGGGGCAAAGGCUGGUGUCAAGAUCAAUCCCAAGAACUACACAGACAAUGAGUUGGAAAAGAUCACAAGAAGGUUUACCAUGGAGCUGGCAAAAAAGGGCUUUAUUGGACCUGGUGUUGACGUGCCUGCUCCUGAUAUGAGCACAGGGGAGAGGGAGAUGUCCUGGAUUGCUGACACCUAUGCCAGUACCAUAGGACACUAUGAUAUUAAUGCACAUGCAUGUGUGACUGGUAAACCCAUCAGCCAGGGUGGGAUCCACGGGCGUAUAUCUGCAACUGGUCGUGGUCUCUUCCAUGGAAUUGAAAAUUUCAUCAAUGAAGCAUCAUAUAUGAGUAUAUUGGGAAUGACUCCUGGAUUUGGGGAUAAAACAUUUGCUGUUCAGGGAUUUGGUAACGUGGGCUUGCAUUCUAUGAGAUACUUGCAUCGUUUUGGAGCAAAGUGCGUUGCUGUUGGAGAGUUUAAUGGUUCUAUCUGGAAUCCUGAUGGGAUUGAUCCAAAGGAACUAGAAGAUUACAAAUUGCAACACGGGACAAUUAUGGGCUUCCCUAAAGCACAGACACUUGAGGGCAGUAUUCUGGAAACAGACUGUGACAUUCUCAUCCCUGCUGCCAGCGAGAAGCAGUUGACUAAGGCCAAUGCUCACAAGGUUAAAGCAAAAAUUAUUGCUGAAGGUGCCAAUGGGCCUACGACUCCUGAAGCUGACAAAAUCUUUUUGGAGCGGAAUAUCAUGGUUAUACCUGAUCUUUACCUGAAUGCUGGUGGUGUAACAGUAUCCUAUUUUGAGUGGCUGAAAAACUUGAACCAUGUCAGCUAUGGCCGCUUGACUUUUAAGUAUGAAAGGGAUUCAAACUACCACUUGCUCAUGUCUGUCCAGGAAAGCUUGGAAAGAAAAUUUGGGAAACAUGGUGGGACUAUUCCCGUUGUGCCUACAGCAGAAUUUCAAGAUAGGAUAUCAGGUGCAUCUGAGAAGGACAUUGUCCACUCUGGGUUGGCUUACACAAUGGAGCGUUCUGCCCGACAAAUCAUGCGUACUGCCAUGAAGUACAACCUGGGCCUGGACCUGAGAACAGCUGCCUAUGUCAAUGCAAUUGAGAAAGUCUUCAAAGUGUACAAUGAGGCCGGCCUGACCUUUACAUAAACAGGCAUUACCGCUCCUUACUGUAUCCCAUCCCUCUCGCCGUUAAUGUACCUACCCUCUUCUUGAGAAAGCUUAUCACAAGUUUACAUGUAACCACAAAAUUUUCUUUUCUUCUGACAUUAUAGUGGAUUCUAUUCUCAAUUAGUUUCAGUCCAAACUAGUCUUUUUUUUAACAAUAAAAAUCCAUGGAUUAGGAAAUUGUAUACAAGUAUACAUCUGAAGAUAACAGUUCAUCUGCACUUGUGGGGGCCAUUCUGGGUAUUUUGCCUACAAAACAAAAAUGGUACAUUUUAUGUAUGAAAGAGUGGUCUUGCCACCUGAGCCACUUCUCAGACUUCAGAUCAGAUACUGUACUAGAUGAGCACAUAGCUCAUUAUUACUUCAUGCACUUUUGUUUAAUGAUGUAAUUUUGGCUUUGGCACUUUCAGUUAGGCCUUGUAUGAUCAAUGCUGUGGCAUUGUCAAAGGAAGAACGGGCCUCCAGCAGGGAUUAACUUUGAUAGGAGUCUAAUUUUUAUUUGUAGUAAAGCUUCAGGCCUGAUUCUCUUAGGCAAUGUUUUUUUCUUUAACUGUGCUGCUGUUACAGGACUGCCUUUUAUUGCUUUUUCAAGCUAGCUUGACUAUCACCAUGAAGUAUGUAGAGGUGACAGACUAAUAUUUUUGUAAGCUGAAACUAUCAAGCAACUCUAGUUACAUUUUUAAUCAAGUAUCUACAUAAUUAUAGGUUGUUUCCUUUUUUUAGAAAAAAGGAAUUUGGUAAGCAAUCAUACUUAGGUUUUUUGGAAUGCUUUUUCAGUCUUUUCAUUUCAGAGGCUUUUUGAGAAUUAGAUACUGCCUCAGUGAACAACUAAAGUGAAACUGAAUCUAGAAAUCAUUGGCCAAACUACAGAGGAGCUAGAAUGCUGCUAUAAACUUAAUCCACUGUCUUAACACACACAGCCUUUUUUCUUUUUAGUUCCCCAUCAGAAGGUCGUGAAAGUUUUGAACAUACUAGAAUACAACAAAAUGGACCUCAACACAAUAUUGGAUCAAGCACAGUUUUCAAAGUGUAAGGCUUUUGUCCAGUGGAGUCCCCUUGAAGUGCCAGAUGUUAUUUAUGUAAUGAAUAUGAAUGUUUUUUUUAAAAGACAACUUAGUCCCUCCCAGAAACUCAUGCUUUUUUUCUAACUACUUUGUAACUGCAUGACAUAACCUGGAGAGAAGAGCAGAUAUUAAAAAAAAUUGACCUUUCCAAACC